AUGGACAAAAAGGUCAUUGAGGACAAGGUGGAGGACUUUUAUUACCUCUCCCGCUCCGCUCUCGUUAAAGACGAGCGCAACCUUGAUAAGUUCGACCGCGUCUUUUCCCAUGUGUUCAAGGGAUUGGAUUCGCUUGAAGAAGGCGACAUCGCCCAGAUUCCAGAGGAAUGGCUGAAAUCGCUCACUGAGAAAUUCCUGACCGACGAAGAAAAAGCCCAGAUCGAAGCUCUGGGUGGUUGGGAAAAGAUCAUGGAAGAGCUGCAAAAGCGGCUCGAAGAGCAGGAAAAGCGCCACGAAGGCGGCAAUAAGUGGAUCGGUACUGGGGGCACCUCGCCCUAUGGCGCUGAUGGCUACAAUCCUGAAGGCGUGCGUAUCGGCCAGAAGGAAGGCCGCCAUGGCAAAGCCGUUAAAGUCUGGGACAAGCGCGAAUACAAAAACCUGGACGAUGGCGUUGAGAUCGGCACCCGGAACAUCAAGAUGGCGCUUCGCCGUCUCCGCCGGUUUGCGCGCCAUGGGCAGCCAACCGAGCUUGAUCUGGACGACACGAUCAAAUCGACCGCACAUCAGGGCUAUCUCGACAUCAAGAUGGUCCCAGAGCGGAAGAAUAAGAUCAACGUCCUGAUCUUCUUCGAUAUUGGCGGUUCCAUGGACAGCCAUAUCAAACUCUGUGAAGAACUCUUCUCCGCCGCGCGGACAGAGUUCAAGAACAUGGAGUAUUUCUACUUCCAUAACUGCCUCUAUGAGCAUGUCUGGAAGGACAAUAAACGUCGCCAUCAAGAGCGGAUGGACACCUGGGAUGUGCUCCACAAAUACCCUUCAGACUACAAAGUGAUUUUUGUCGGCGACGGAACUAUGUCCCCCUAUGAAAUCACCUAUGCAGGCGGGUCCGUGGAGCACUGGAACGAAGAGCCCGGCGCCAUUUGGCUAGAACGCAUUCAGCAGAUCUAUGAAAGCGCCAUCUGGUUGAACCCGGUCGCAGAGCGCCAUUGGGAAUACACCCCGUCUAUCCAGGUGAUCGAACAGGUCUUCCAGGACCGCAUGUUCCCCCUCACCCUGGAAGGGCUGGAUAACGCCAUGAAGGAACUUUCCCGGGCGUCUUAA
Effrenium voratum is the source of this 1101-nucleotide messenger RNA. The record is from the annotation of a GenBank genome assembly. NCBI's taxonomy places the organism in Eukaryota, Dinophyceae, Suessiales, Symbiodiniaceae.